AUGGACGUGGGCGAGUCCCUCGGCGCGACGCACAUCAUCGACCACGCACUCCCCAUCCCCGAGCUCCUCGCCGCGAACACGCAGCGGCUCGCAUACGCCACGCUCGGCGACCACGGCGGCUUCGUCUCGGUGAUGCCGCGCGCGGGCCCCGAGGUCCUCGCGCCAGUGCAAAGGGAGGGCGACGGGAAGCCCGUCGUGCGGCCGUUCGCGAGCUUCCAGAUGCUGCCGAACCAGGUACUGGGCGUCGGGGUGGACAAGCGGCUGACGGGGUGGCUCGCAGAUGGGACAGCGAAGCCGAACCGGGGUGUCAAGCACUGCGAGCAGCUGCCCGCGCUUACGUCGGAGUAA
Molecule: messenger RNA, 348 nt
Organism: Epithele typhae
Lineage: Eukaryota; Fungi; Basidiomycota; Agaricomycetes; Polyporales; Epitheliaceae
Exons: 4
Coding region: 1-348 (115 amino acids)
Source: RefSeq, a predicted model, not a curated record